AUGCUCAUUGCGCCGAUUGCAAGUGAAGCUCUCUAUGCUACACUCAGAUAUCCCUUCCGCCUGCUGCACUCCGCAAACGAGAAGAUCAACAGCGAGGCGCUAGCGCUAGCGCUCUUGAUUCCGAGUCUGCCAGAAUCCAGCCGCGGUCGGAUGCAGCGUUUAUGGCGGCUGACAGUCCCAGGCUACAAUCCUCCUCUCGGCCAGCUGAUGUUCUGCAGGCACUCGUCGCCAUGGAGGUCUACUUCGUCUGUGCUCGCGGCAGCAGCUCUUGGCCUGAGAGCACCCUCCACACGACUGGUUCUCCCAGGGCGCCGAUACGGACAGAAGGUGCCGGAUAAGUACCUUUUGACAGAUGCAGCUACGCUGCCCUUCUCGUUCUCUGGAACGUAUUGGAAACCCUCAGCCCACCAUUUGUGUCUGUCCACGCGCGAUGCCAGUCACAGGACACACAUGCACGAAUACAAGAGCCUCUCGACGCGUCCUUGCUCAAGCAUUGCCUCUGCUCUUCCUGCUGGCGGUAUCCCUGCUCCCAGCAUGUCCUCCGAACCCCAGGUCGAUUACCGUCUCCCGACAACUGUCAGGCCAACCCACUAUGACCUGACCAUCCGCACGGACUUGGAAAAGUCUAGGUUUGACGGCUUUGUGAAAGUGCAUCUUGACAUUCUUAAGGAUACUUCUCAGCUCGUCUUCAAUACUGCUGAACUCGAGCUCAGUAACCCUGUCCUAUAUUCGGAGGCCUUGCACAUGGAACAAACACCAUCUACCCUGUCCUUUGACACCAUCAUGGAGCGUGGAUUCUUGUCUUUUACCACUCCGCUUCCCGCAGACUCAAAGGCGCAGCUGUCACUCUCCUUUACCGGACAAUUGACUGGUGCAAUGAUGGGUUAUUACAAGUCUGUUGGUGGAGAAGACGGCAAAGAUGUAUAUGCGCUCACUCAAUUUGAGCCGACUAUUGCCCGCAAAGCGUUCCCGUGCUGGGAUGAACCCUCGCUGAAAGCAACGUUCGCAGUCACAUUGAUCUCUCGCGCAGAUACUGUUAAUCUUAGCAACAUGUCCGUUGCCUCUGAAUCAAUUUAUGAGCCAGGCACUACGCCCGAGACAAAUAUUGUUCUCUCCUGGCUUUCUACUAAGCUGUCUACUCUGGGAUCUGAAAAUGCGGAUAAAUGGAUAAUUACGGGAUUUGAUACUAGCCCUCCUGCAAUGGCCUGGGCGAAUGGACACUUCAAGUAUUUGGAAAGCUCAUAUGUGAGCCCUCUGAGUGGCAAGACUCGACCUCUUCGUAUCUACGCCACUGCGGAAAUCAUUCACCAGGCUCAGUUUGCGCUCGAUUUGAAACGACAGAUUCUCCCUAUCUAUGAGAAAGUAUUCGAUAUUGAAUAUCCUCUCCCGAAAUUGGAUACUUUGGUUGCUCAUGAUUACGAUGCUGGUGCAAUGGAGAAUUGGGGUCUCAUCACAGGGCGAACAUCCACUCUUCUUCUCGACCCCAAAUCUUCCGAUCUACCAACGAAAAAACAUGUUGCGGAGACACAAUGUCACGAAGUUGCACAUAUGUGGUUCGGGGACAUUACCACCAUGGCAUGGUGGGACAACCUGUUUCGCGACGUUGGUGGGCGAGGUCAUGAUUCUUGGAUAUUUCCUGAAUGGAAGCUCAACUCGGCAUUCGUCUCUGGACGCUUUGCAUAUGCUCUGAAUGUAGAUGCCAAGAUCUCCUCUCAUCCCAUUGAAGUGGAAUGCCCAGAUGCAAACAUGGUCAACCAGAUUUUCGAUGGCUUGUCAUAUGCCAAAGCUGCCGCAGUAUUGCGCAUGCUAGCGAGCUUCGUUGGUGAAGAGGGUUUCUUGAAAGGCGUAUCCGUUUAUUUGAAGAAGCAUCUGUUCAAGAACAGCGUCACGAAGGACCUAUGGAAUGGGCACGACAUCCCCAAGAUGAUGGACAACUGGGUGAAGACGACAGGCUACCCAGUCCUCACAGUCACCGAGGCGGAGAACGGCAUCCACGUACGACAGGAUCGUUUCUUAGAUUCAGGCCCUGCGAACGCGACUGACAACCAAACGAUUUGGACUAUUCCCUUAAGCAUAUUGACGGUCACGGCUAAGGGUGACGUGAUCGUCAACCGUGAGCUCGUCUUGGACCAGCGCUCGAUGUUUAUCCCUCUUGACGUCACGAAGCCGUUCAAACUCAAUGCGGGCACUGUGAGCUUUUGUCGAGUGUUUUAUCCCCCAGAACGCCUAGUCAAGAUUGGCCGAGAGGCCGCCCAAUCGCCAUCGCCAUUCUCCAUCGAAGACCGCAUGGGCAUCGUCGACGAUGCACUAGCGUUAUCGAAGGCGGGCUUCUCGAAAGUCAGCAGCGCGCUGUCGCUGAUUGACGUAUUGCGCAAUGAACAGGAAUAUCUGGUAUGGGACAGCAUAAGCAAGAACCUUGCACAGAUGCGCAAUGUCUGGUGGGAGCAUGAUGACAUUGCAGACUUCAUAGAUGGAUUCCGUCGUGAACUAUUUACUCCCAUUGUCCAACGCCUGGGCUAUGUCGCAUCUCAGGAAGACGAUGCAGAUACCCAAGAGCUGCGAACGUUGGCCAUUGAAGCAGCCUCGUUUGCUGGAGAGAAGAGCGUGGUGAAAGAGUUGACUGACCGAUUCGCCUACUACUUGAAGACAGGUGAUGAUUCGCGCAUACCUGCUGAACUGGAACAGGCUAUCUAUAACGCUGCUGUGCUUCACGGGGGCCGCGAGGAAUGGGAGGCUGUCAAGCAUAUCGCCGCCAAGCCAAAAACGCCUUCAUCGGGAGUUGCAGCAAUGCUUGCUAUGUGUGCUACUGAGGAUUUAGAUCUUGCAGAGGAGACGUUCCAGUACACGAUGACAGAUGCUCGAGACCAAGAUCUCAUGUACUUCUUCCGCGGCCUUGCCAUGAACAAGAAGACUAGGCGUCUUUUAGUAGUUAACUUCAAAAAGAACUACGAUGCAUUUGACAAGCGGUUAGAAGGCAAUUACAGUAUGCAAUUCCUCGUCAGCAUCGCAAUAUCCCCAUUAUCGUCAGACAAAGACUAUGAAGAGACAGUCGAGUUCUUCAAGACUAAGGACACGUCGAAGUACGACAUGGUACUGAAGCAAUCCCUUGACAGUAUUGCGUCACGUUCUGCUUGGAUCAAGCGCUCUACGAAUGAUGUCCAGGAGUGGUUCCGGAGCAGAACAAGUCUGUCGAAAGUUUGA
Messenger RNA from Fibroporia radiculosa, 3201 nucleotides. RefSeq lists its product as uncharacterized. Gene Ontology annotation, molecular function: peptide binding; metalloaminopeptidase activity; zinc ion binding. The record is from RefSeq and is a predicted model, not a curated record. The coding region runs from base 1 to 3201 and encodes 1066 amino acids. Gene Ontology annotation, biological process: proteolysis; peptide catabolic process. Lineage: Eukaryota; Fungi; Basidiomycota; Agaricomycetes; Polyporales; Fibroporiaceae. Gene Ontology annotation, cellular component: cytoplasm. The transcript is spliced from 26 exons.